Molecule: messenger RNA, 638 nt
Organism: Hevea brasiliensis (rubber tree)
Lineage: Eukaryota; Viridiplantae; Streptophyta; Magnoliopsida; Malpighiales; Euphorbiaceae
Exons: 3
Coding region: 218-568 (116 amino acids)
Source: RefSeq, a predicted model, not a curated record
AUUAUCCAAGUUAGUAAUUGACUAGGACUUCUCAUCUUAAAGAACAAGAUUUCGAAGGGAUCCUAAUGGUCACUUUUUUGAAGCCCCUGGAUUCACUCUGUUUUCUUGAUUGUUUCGUCCUUCAAUCCAUAACUUCACCAUCCAAACUUUCUCUUCUCUUUUGACAAAAAGGGCACUUUCCAUUCAAGUCAAUAAAUUACCUAACAAUAAAUCAAUAAUGGGGUGCCUUUUCCCUUGUUUCAGAGCUUCUAAGCAUCGAAAACGCAGGCAUUUGUUGAAUGCAGCUCCCUCUCAACUCCAUAGAGAUGGAGCCGGUGAAGCUCAGCAGCUUGAUGUUACUACUGAGCAACAGGUCAAUGAAGAAUCCAAGAAGCCCAUUAUAGAUUCCAAAGACGAGAAGCCUGAGGAACAAGUAAGCUGCAAUGGGAAACGGAAGUGGAAUUCUGCCCCAUUUGAAGCAAAGGCUGGGGAGGGCCUAGGACAGGGUUAUUGCCAAAGUUCAGCAUGUGCCUCAACAAUAAAAGAGACACAGCUCUGCAGUUCUGCAUUUGCUCCUAGUUUCCUGUGAAUAUCCAUGAGUUAUUUUCUCCACCAAUCUUUAGGGUUUUUCGUUGGCUUUAAGAAAUUCUUCUUUCUUU